This is a messenger RNA of Owenia fusiformis, 2839 nucleotides long. The record is from the annotation of a GenBank genome assembly. NCBI's taxonomy places the organism in Eukaryota, Metazoa, Annelida, Polychaeta, Sabellida, Oweniidae.
AAAAGAACGGCCAUGUUGAAAUCGAAGAAAAUGUUCUUCAAAUAUUACUAAAAUACUCCAAAUAUGUGUAGAAAUACUACCUAUAGACAAUGUCCUCGCAAGCUUUAGAUACCGAAAAUAUGAAAGACAACUUGAUCGAUGUAACAUUACCUCCAGAAUUCCUUCAGAAUUUGAAUGGACUUGCUCCUCAAAAUCAAGCAACACUGAAUUUCUGGGAUAGAAAUCGGAACUUUGAAAUUCGUCUGCACAGGCAAGAAAAUGAUUGUAUUAACCUUAAAAUCAAGCAGUGUGGUGUUGCAGCGGCUGCUUCGACAGGAUAUGUCGUCCAUGAUUCAAUAGAUGACACAGAAUCUGCAGAUAGAGCUCAAGAAUUGGUUUCAAGUCUGACGGCAAGUGGAAAUCUUGUCACAGUGUCUGAAGAUCAAAGCAAGCCAACUGUGGAUCUUGUCACAGAGACUGGAGAUCAUCUAAACAUGACUUUAGAUCAUGACACACCAACUGAGGAAAAUGUCACAGUGACUGAAGAUAAUGACAAAGCAGCAGAAAGUAAUGUCACACCAACUAAAGAUAAUGUCACAGUAACUGGAGAUCUUGUCACAACAACUGGGGGUCUCAUGCCUGAAGAUGAAUAUCCAUCUAAUGAAUUGUCAUUAACAUCAGAAAAUGAAUCUGGUUCGGGCGAUUUAUCGUCAGUUAAGAAAUAUAGAAAGAAUGCCAGAAAAAGAAGCCUGCGGGAGAAAAGUCCAGGAUCAAGAAAAAAGCAGACUCGACAUCAAACAUACAGUCCCGGGGAAGUGGAUAUUUUCAGCCAUAAAUGCACAGAAUGUACCAAAAAAUUCCGAGAUGAGACAGCUCUUCAGCACCAUCUAUCAUCAAAACAUAAUAUCAAGAAAGAAGAAGAUGUUUCCUCUCCCAGUAGUUCCCCACCAGAGGGCGCCAUGUCCUCUCCCAUCAGUGAAGACCCAGAGGCAACCUUUAAGAAACCAAGUCAAAAUUCCAAGAAAUUAUAUCAUCAAUCGUUAAAACAAAACACUAAAGUUAAUGAGAAUGUUGUUAACUGCUCAAUAUGUCAUUUUAAUUUCCUGAACAGUAAAGUACUGUUGGAUCAUUUAGAAAACCAUAAAGAUCAUUCUGAAUAUGCUGAAUCAUAUGAGAAGGUGUCAAAUGACUGUGAGAAAGAGGCAUGCCAGAUGUGUAAUUACACAUGUAAAGACAAACAACUACUGGAAAACCAUCAAACGGUCAUUCAUGGGAACUCAAAUACAACAAUGGCUGACCUAUCAGUAAUGAUGAACUCACCUUUCAAAUGUAAACUUUGUACCAGUGGCUCAGAGGCAGGGAACUGUGAUAAUUGGUUAGAACUCAACCAACAUGUUGCUCAACAACAUCUGACACAGGGAAAUAAAAAUGAUGACAAUUCAGACUCAGAGAUGAAAACCAUGAAUGAAUACAUGUCCGAGCUUACUAAGUGUGCCGAGUCUGAAAGGCUUAUACAUCAAUGUAUAUUCUGUAAAACUGUGGCUGGGACUAACAGACACCUCAAGGGACAUGUUGAGAAGUGCCAUAGAAAAGACCAAAGAUAUAUUGACUAUAUCCAAGAAAAUAUUUACAACAAAAAUGCAGCCAAGUUGAUUGGCUACAGCACUCUACAGCCAAUAAUUCCAAGUGUUGGAAAUUACGUGUGUCGAUAUUGCUCAAUGAAGUACAAAACUGGUAAUUCUUUAAUGGCUCAUGUUCAGAAGGACCAUUCAACAGCUGAAGGCAUUGACGAAUAUAUUGUCGAACUGAAAGAGGAGCUCAAGAUUACCUGCCAUAUUUGCAACAAGGUCAUCGCAAACAAGUACCAGUUACGCAUCCACAUUAAGAACAAACAUUCAGAGGAUCAAAAGCUACGCUGUGAUGAAUGUGGAAAACUUUGUAAAAACAAGCUCAAUUUGGAUGCCCAUAAAAGGGCAUCACAUAGACAAGACAAGCCAAUCUGUGAUACGUGUGGAAAGAGUUUCAGUUCACGUGACAAUCUUAAGGUCCAUGUAGCCAAUGUCCACCAGGAGCUAGAAAUGGCAAUUUGUGAUAUUUGUAAAAAGGAGGUGAGAAAGAGAAAUUUGGCAAAACACAAGGCCAGACAUGAGGCAAGUCCCAAGUACAAGUGUGACUACUGUGGAAGAGAACAGCUUGAUAAGGCUAAUGCUCAAAGACAUUAUGUCCUCAUGCACUCCAGGCAUGACAUAAAGUUUGAGAUUUGUGAAGAAUGUGGAAAGAAAUUUACAAGUAAAAACAACUUAAAACAGCACAGACAAGUCGUGCAUGGUAUAGGACUUUACCAGUGUAAACAUUGUUCACAGAAUUUCUGCAAACUCACGCAGUAUCGGAAUCAUAUGAAAGGUGUGCAUAGACUGAAGUUGACUGACCUUGAGGCUGCUCCACGCAUUGUUAACUUGCAGGAGGGGAAGCCAAAAGAAACAGACAUAGACCGAAGCAUGAUACCAAUUAGUGUUGAACCACAACCGGAGCAAGACAUUCAGGUUCACGACCAUUCCAUAACAAACCAAUAUGUACAGCUCAGAGUAGAGCCAGAUUCGGAUGAGGGUCAAGCUGUCCAACUUCUCUCAGCUGAUGAUCAAGGCAAUCAAGAUUUCUACCAGAUUCUGCCUCUAGAGGGAGAAGAGAACAUGUUUAUAGCAGUGGAUGAAGCAGGAAACCCAGUUUACCCAGCCCAGCAGUAUGUUAUGAACCAGUGAACACCCUGUAUUAUAUAAGGGAUCUGUGAACACCCUGUACUAUACAGUAUAAGGAAUCCGUGAACACCUUGUACUAUGUAAAGAAUCUGUGAACACCCUGU